Verruconis gallopava is the source of this 1431-nucleotide messenger RNA. RefSeq lists its product as uncharacterized. Bases 1 to 1431 code for a protein of 476 amino acids. Gene Ontology annotation, cellular component: mitochondrion. NCBI's taxonomy places the organism in Eukaryota, Fungi, Ascomycota, Dothideomycetes, Venturiales, Sympoventuriaceae. Gene Ontology annotation, molecular function: proline dehydrogenase activity; FAD binding. The record is from RefSeq and is a predicted model, not a curated record. The transcript has 2 exons.
AUGAAAUCACGAAGCAUAUUUCGGCAAAUAAACAUUCUCAAAAGAGAUUUUGCUCAGUCGACAACAUGCAGGAUCCAGCAACAACGCCGAGUACAUUCCAGCGGCCCGAAGAAUACCAUCGCCGCAAGAGCCUCUGAUUCUGCAAUCCCAAUAUCGACCCGGAGACUCUCACAUUCGAAUAAACUCAGCUUAGCAUUGCUACCAACAAGCUCGGUAGUCCGAACUUACAUGAUCACAUCCAUGUCAUCUUCUCCAAUGUUGCUCAAGGCCUGCUUCGCGAUGUUACGGCAGAUGCUGAAAUCGAACUCCAUCUUCAUGAAUCCUGAGAGGAACCCACUCCUAAGCUGGGUUUUCAAGCAAACAUUCUACGCCCAAUUUUGCGCUGGAGAAAACAAACGAGAGGUACAAAGUACUGUUGAUGAAUUGAAGCACAUGGGCUACUCUGGAACUAUAUUAGAGUACGCGCUUGAAGUUCUUGAAGGUGAAGUCCCCACCCCUGAAGAAACAACGAGGGAAAUCGAAACUUUUCGGAAAGGUAUGCUGGAAACGAUAGAAAUGGCCAGACCUGGCGACUUCAUUGGCUUGAAAUGGUCAGGACUUGGUCGACAGUCAUUGCAUUUGCUGCAGAAGAAUCAGCCACCUACGGAAGCCAUGAAAAGAUGCAUAUACGAGCUGUGCGAUGCUGCAAAGGCGAAAGGCACGUUCUUUUUACCAGGCGCGGAAGAAGAGUCAACAGGCGUUAACAGCGGAAUUGACUCGUGGACAAUUGAUCUGAUGAGAAAAUACAACAAAGACAAACCAUUCAUGUAUAACACAUAUCAGUGCUACCUCAAGUCUACACCAAGACGAAUCGCAUAUUUGCUUGAAACUGCGGAGAAAGAAGGCUUUAUACCGGGAAUCAAACUUGUUCGGGGUGCAUACCUGAGCCACGAGCCGAGAUCUGCGGUCUUGCAAUCAUGGGAAGAAACAAAUGAACAAUACGACGGGAUCGUUGAAGCACUUCUCAAAAGAAAGUGGAACGCCACGCUGCCACCACCCAGCGGAUCUUCCACAGAUCUCUCUACUCAAUAUAGUCUCUUGCUGGCAACUCACAAUGCAGAGUCCAUUAGGAAGGCGCAAGCCAUUCGCAAUGAGCAAUUGAAAAAGGGAGAGUAUCGAGUCGAGUUGGGAUAUGCACAACUGCAAGGGAUGGCUGACGACAUAAGCUGCGAACUCUUAGACUCUAGCAGAAAUUCAGCUGGUGAACCUGUCGACAAACCUCGAAUCUUCAAAGCGGCUACAUGGGGAACGCUAACAGAAUGCAUGAAUUUCUUGCUCAGAAGAGCUUUCGAGAACCAAGAUGCAAUGGGAAGAACGGUUGAAACAAGGAAAGCUAUGGCGAAUGAACUGAAACGGAGGCUGCUUCAUACUAUUGGAUUAAGGCGGACAUGA